Molecule: messenger RNA, 3090 nt
Organism: Penicillium manginii
Lineage: Eukaryota; Fungi; Ascomycota; Eurotiomycetes; Eurotiales; Aspergillaceae
Product: ankyrin repeat domain-containing protein
Exons: 1
Coding region: 1-3090 (1029 amino acids)
Molecular function (GO): protein binding
Source: RefSeq, a predicted model, not a curated record
AUGGAAGAAACCGAUCAAGAUACCAAAACUGCUACGCGCAAGCAGAUCCAGGAGCUUAAGCAAUGGCUAGAGUCAACGGAUUCGGACUCUCCAGCAAGUGAAUAUCGAAAGCAUCUCCACUCUCAUGCAAAUGGCACUGGCGAAUGGAUCCUCGAGACUCAUCAAUAUCGGCAAUGGAGCGAGUCAGACUCCGUUGGAAGUCUCUGGAUUAGAGGUAUUCCUGGAUGUGGAAAAUCAGUUGUUGCAGCGAAUUUGAUCAGUCGCCUCCAGCAAAAGGACGACGGGAUUGUCCUCUUCUUCUUUUUCCGAGAAAUUAUCCAAGCAAACAGGUCACCACGGUCGCUUGUCCAGGAUUUUUGCCACCGCUUAGUGGAUCAUUCUCCAAUGCUUACUUCUGAUCUAUUGACCCUCAAGGAAACUUAUCCAACCGUUGGAGCUAUUCCAUUGGACGCGAUUUGGAAAUGCUUGAAGUCUGGUUUGACCUCAAUGAAGCGCAAGAUACACUGCGUUGCCGACGCACUGGAUGAAAUGGAGAGAGGAAAUGACCGGUUCCUGGAGAAUCUCCUUGAUUUGGGUCGAGAUAACCCCCAGUCAGUCAAUAUCAUCGUUACCAGUCGUCAGGUUCCUCAUUUGGAACGGUUUAUGAAAGGAAGUUACUUGGUUGACUUGCGACUUGAUCGACAAAAUGUUGACCGUGACAUUUCCACAUACCUCGCCCAGCGUUUGGAAGCAUGCGAACUUGACAUAGAAGAGGAUACGGCAGCAGCAAUAAAAAAAGCAAUAUGCGACCGAGGGAAUGUUUUGUUUCUCUAUGCGCGACUCAUGUUCGACCAAUUGCUGCUCUGCCCCGAAGACAUUCUCUCAAAAAUCGACGAUCUUCCGGAGGGGCUGGGAGAUAUGUAUAUCGACAUUCUUCAUGAACACGCCGCGCGAUCUGGAACCAGCCCAUAUUUUCAGAGGCUCGUUCUAGAAUGGAUCACUCAUUCCGCUCGUCCAAUGCGUCUACUCGAGCUUUCUGUCAUGAUCGACUCCCUGCCAGAUCGCGGUGGGCUGAACCCAGAAUCUAAUACAAAAGUCGCUAUCAAGACAACCUGCGGUCCGCUUCUGGAAGUCUACGAGGAUGGUGUCAUUCAAAUAAUUCAUCAUUCCCUUACAGAGUUCGCUCUCAAUCGAGAUGUUAGUCACACAAGAACGACAAAAGACAAGCCGGGAUUUGCAGCAAUGGACUCACCAACCAUUCACGCAAAUAUUGCUCGGAUCUGUUUGAAUUACUUCGCAGGCGGUCCCUUGAAAGAUUGGGAUAUUAGUCCACGUUAUGUCGGAUAUUCUUCGUCAUUCCACGCAGAGAAGCAACAACGAUUCUUGCAAUUCUAUUUUCUUCAAUAUGCUCUCUCUGAGUGGUCCUUCCAUGCAUCUCGGGCUUCUGAACUGGAUAGAGAGUUUCACAGCCAAAUUAUCGAUUUCUUCGAAACGAGAUCUGACGCAUAUAAAGCAUGGAAACUCAUUGGAGGGCCUUUUGAAUUUAGAUGGUCUACUGGAGAUGUUCUACCGCUUCUUAUAGCCGCCUGUAUUGGUCUUAUCCCACUGGCAAAGCACCUGCUAUGUAGCGGAGCGGAGGUUAAUGUUGUCACAGGAGAUCACGGGCCUCCUCUGAUAUAUGCCGUGCAAUACGGAAAUCACCGGAUGGUUGAUCUCUUACUGAAGCAUGGAGCUUGUCACGACAUUGGAAGUCAUGAUUUAAUGCUACCUGUGCACUAUGCUGCAAUAUUCAAUCGUGCCAAGUGCAUGAGAAUACUUGUUGCGCAUGGAGCAGACAUAAAAAGGAGAGGAGGCACACACAGAUAUGACAUUAUGACCCCAGAAACCCCGCUGGCCAUUGCGUGCAAACUAGGCCACCGAGAAAUUGUGCAAUCUUUGAUAGAAAGCAUGGACCAGGCUGACCUGUGCAAUAGCCUGCAUCUUGCUGCUGCCAAUGGAGAGUUCGAGAUAGUGGCUUCCCUGUUGCAAAAUCAUGAAGUCAAGCUUAAUAUCAAUAGCCGAAAUAUCGAUGGCGAGACAGCUCUCCAUGUGGCAGCUCGUGUGCGUUGUCCAAAUACAGUGAGGAUUUUACUUGAAAAUGGCGCAGCGAUUGAUGCCAGGGCUCCCUAUAGGCCGAAACAAGGAUCCUUACCAGACUUCCGAGGUCCGAUUAUGUCUUCGAGCUAUAUACCUAUCUUUUCAUGGGCGACUGGCGCAUCUUUCCUUUCGAUGGAGAAAUUGAGACAGAACGACAUGUUCGGUGCGCUAGAUGUGCUUCUUGAGGCUGGUAGCGAUAUCAAUGCACGCGACCAUCUUGGUCGAACACCACUCUUUUCUUGGGAACAAAAUACAACAACCGAGCAGGAUGAAAGUUCCAAGCUUGAAUUCAUAAAGUCGCUCCUCAAACGUGGUGCUGAUGCUACGAUUUUGGAUUACCAAGGUUCUUCGGCUCUCCACAUGAGCAACGGGAAAAUAACUCUGAAAAUCCUGAAAGUUUUCGUCGACGCAGGUUUGGACUUGAAUUAUGCUCGCAGAACUGAUGGAAUGACCCCACUAAUGAUAGCGGCAAAAUUCAAUCCCAUCGAUCCUGUAGAGUGGCAUGAUCUGAAAGCUGACUUCGACAAGCAGGACUGGUCCGGAAAUACGGCUUUUCAUCACCACGUGGGGAGAUCGGAGUCUCGGGUUCCAAAAUGGCUAGAUUUAUGGAUCUCAUGCUCAAACUUGCAUAUUCAAAAUCAUCUCGGAAUGACACCAUUUCAUGCCGUGCUGUAUGAUGACGGAAGGACUUCCCACCCAGAAUUUUGCAAUAAAGCCUCAAUAGCCAUGCUCCACGGUGGAUCAAAUGUCAAGCUUCGAGAUAAUACCGGCCGGACACCUCUCCAUUUUGCUUUGUGGCACAAAUAUGGCAACGAAAUUCCGUUGAAGCUCAUCGAUGAGAUUUUGAAAAAAGGUGCAGACAUCGAUGCUCGAGACAUCAAAGGACGAUCAGGUACUUUUUCUACGAGAUUCCCCAAAUUCAGCUAUCGCUUACUUUUUCAGUCCUUCAUUAUGCUUUUGAUUAUCGGAGUGUAG